Molecule: messenger RNA, 1110 nt
Organism: Equus quagga
Lineage: Eukaryota; Metazoa; Chordata; Mammalia; Perissodactyla; Equidae
Gene: NPB
Product: neuropeptide B
Exons: 2
Coding region: 582-953 (123 amino acids)
Biological process (GO): feeding behavior; G protein-coupled receptor signaling pathway
Molecular function (GO): G protein-coupled receptor binding
Source: RefSeq, a predicted model, not a curated record
AUAUUCGCCUCAGCGAAAAAAAAAAAGGAUUGGCAGCAGAUGUUCGCUCAGGGCUAAUACUCCAAAAAAACGAAGCUGUGGCCCUCAGAUCAGCUCCCCUUUCAGGCUGUAGAAAUUGUCCCUCAUGCACGGUGUGGCUAAUGGCUCUCUCUCCAGCCUCAUGAGCACUGGGACCUCUGGGGGGUGACUCUUAGGGCUGGGGCGCCUUCGGACUGGUUGGGGGGUCAGUGCAGCCUCGCUUGCCUUUGCUCCCCCUGAGGCCAACCCAUGGCGGUGGGAGCGGCCGCGGAGGGCCUGGGCGCCCCUCCCAGCAGAAGCAGCCAGGGCCAGAGACCGGGAGGCGGGCGGGGGUGGGCAGGAUGGGGGCGUCGGACCCCUGCCGAGCGCAGGACCCAUCUGCGCCUCCCUCCCAGCCUCCCUCCCAUCUGCCCCUGCGCCCGCCGAGGGGCGCUGGCCCAGCGCGACUUCUUCCUCGGGGAUGGGGAGGCCCGACGGGUCCCCCGCGCCCGCCCCGCCCCGUCCCCGCGCAGAUAUAAGGCGGCGGGCUGUCGCGGCUCCGAGCCCCGCCGCCGCCCGUCCCCAUGGCCCGGCCCGCGAUGCUGUUGGCUGCCGCCCUGGCGCUCUGCCUGCUGCUGGCGCAGCCCGGCCUCGCGUGGUACAAGCCGGCGGCCCGGCCCAGCCUCUACUCGGUGGGCCGCGCCGCGGGGCUGCUGUUCGGCCUUCCGAGGUCCCCGGACGCGCGGCGCGCCGAGCCCCGCGUGGGCGCGGGACCCCCGGGCCGGCUCGGCGCCUUCCCGGAGCUGCGCCCCAGCCUGCGGAGCCUCACCCUGUGCGUCAAGGACGUCGCGCCGAACCUGCAGAGCUGUGAGCGGCUCCCCGACGGCCGCGCCACCUUCCAGUGCAAGGCGGACGUCUUCCUGUCGCUCCGCGCCGCCGACUGUCACAGCCCCUGAGCCCGGCUCGGACCCCCGGACUUCGCCGGCUCCCGCGGGCAUCCCCGCCGCACACCGCAGAUACCCCCAGGCCCGGCAGGCACGAGGUGGAGCCCAAUACCGCCCACCCCAUGUCGGCAAUAAAUGGUUAAAUGAAUAAAAGAGAAGUGAAGCUGGG